Messenger RNA from Aphanomyces astaci, 529 nucleotides. RefSeq lists its product as hypothetical. The record is from RefSeq and is a predicted model, not a curated record. Bases 16 to 462 code for a protein of 148 amino acids. Lineage: Eukaryota; Oomycota; Saprolegniomycetes; Saprolegniales; Verrucalvaceae. The transcript has a single exon.
UCCGUCCACGUCGAUAUGACUGAUAUCCGCGCCGCCGCCGCCAUCCUCACUCCAAUGUCGUCGCACUACAUGGGCUCUCCCUCGUACUCGCUUCCCCUGCAGAUGAACGUAGACGACGACGAAGAUCGCCCGAGCUACUACGAGCGCAACCGCGACCAAGUGCGGGAGAACCAACGCUUGUACCGCGAAAGCAAUCGCGACAAGAUUCGAGCGAUCCACAAGGCGUAUUAUUUGAAGAACCGCGCCAAAAUCACAGCGUACAAACGCGAACGAUGGCAUCAGAAGAAGUCUCGAACGCCCGGCAAAGAACACCGCAGCCGCAGCGAGGACUCGUCGAGCAGCUUCAACGACGCGGUCCCGUCACGCCCGUGUUCCUCCUCCACCACGCCGUCUGCGUUUCCGCGUUCGUCUGCACGCAUGCCACUGCAUAUGCUCUUGAACCCCGUUCCAUCGGACGAAUGACAAUGGAGUACCACUAGGACAUAAUUUAAUCGGCAUUAAGAUGGCGUGUGUAUUUCUCUUGUUUCAA